CUGCAUUUAAAGAAAGGUUGGCAUCAUCUCCAAGCUCAGAAGAGCUAAAGGGAAAUGGCUAGUCGUGCGAUUUUCAGAGGCUUCGGAAAGCGUCGAAUCACUUCCCACACAGCCUUCGUUUAUAGAUCUCUUAGCACAUUGGUUUUGGCCGAACAUGAAGGUGGUUCUAUCAAGGCUUCAUCAGUGAGUGCAGUGGAGGCUGCAAAGUCUUUAAGUGAGGACAAUGCUGUUUCUCUGCUACUUGCUGGGUCAGGUCCUUCCCUUCAAAAGGUUGCUGAGCAUGCCGCCUCGUGCCAUCCAUCCAUUUCUCAGGUGCUUGUGGCUGAUUCAGAUAAAUUUACAUAUCCUCUCGCAGAACCAUGGGCUAAAUUAGUCCACCUGAUUCAGCAGAAAAGUAGCUACUCGCACAUAAUUGCUGCUUCAGGAUCAUUUGGGAAAAACAUACUACCGCGUGCGGCUGCCCUUCUGGAUGUUUCUCCAAUUACUGAUGUCACUAAAAUUUCUGGUUCUAAUCUCUUUGUGAGGCCAAUCUAUGCUGGAAAUGCUCUUUGUACAGUUCAAUACACUGCUUCUGAGCCUUGUAUGUUGACCAUUAGAUCAACGUCUUUUCCAGUGGAUUUGGUGUUGGCUGAUUCAAAAUCUAAUGUGGCACCAAUUUCCCAGGUGGAUCUCUCAACCUUUAAUGAAGCAGAUGCAAUUGGUAAAUCUAGAUAUAUAAAACAGACCUCUCAAGACGCAGAGCGUCCAGAUCUUGGAAAUGCACGUAUUGUAAUUACUGGAGGGCGUGGACUGAAAAAUGCUGAGAACUUCAAAAUGAUAGAGAAGCUUGCUGAGAAACUUGGGGCAGCAGUUGGUGCCACUCGUGCUGCCGUUGAUGCGGGAUUUGUUCCAAAUGAUCUCCAGGUUGGCCAAACAGGAAAAAUUGUUGCCCCAGAAUUGUACAUGGCUUUUGGUGUUUCUGGAGCCAUUCAACACUUAGCAGGCAUGAGAGAUUCUAAAGUCAUUGUUGCUAUAAACAAAGAUGGAGAUGCACCCAUAUUCCAGGUUGCCGAUUAUGGACUUGUAGGCGAUCUAUUUGAGGUGAUACCAGAGUUAUUAGACAAGCUUCCCGAUCAAAAAUAGAGUCGUUCAUAACAACAGAGCUAAAUACCAAAAGAAAGCUGAAUUUCUUGAUAACUGAAAGGUUCAAGCUGAAUAAUAAAUUAAUGAUGAUGAUAAUUGUGACUAUGGUGAUGAUAGGGUAUUUCGAAAGUUAACCCAAUGUGCCAAGGCAUAAAUUUUGUGAAACUCCUGUGAUGUUGUCGUCAUCAUAACUGAUUGAAAUAAGAAUGAGUUAGUUCCAUUUUA
This is a messenger RNA of Cornus florida, 1347 nucleotides long. RefSeq names its product electron transfer flavoprotein subunit alpha, mitochondrial. The record is from RefSeq and is a predicted model, not a curated record. NCBI's taxonomy places the organism in Eukaryota, Viridiplantae, Streptophyta, Magnoliopsida, Cornales, Cornaceae. Bases 55 to 1122 code for a protein of 355 amino acids. Gene Ontology annotation, cellular component: mitochondrion. The transcript is spliced from 8 exons. Gene Ontology annotation, molecular function: electron transfer activity; flavin adenine dinucleotide binding.